CAAACGCGUUCGUGGCAAGUUGUUGUGUUUAAGAAAAAUACAAUUUCUUAUCAAUUUUCCGGCGUGAUAACGCGACCACCCACGUUUUAAAUAUUAAAUAAUAAACAAGCUAUCAUAUGGAGUCGACCAGGUACUUCGGGGGCGUAGAAGGUGGUGGCACUCACUCAAACCUGGUGAUAUGUGACGAACUGGGCCGAGUGGUCGGCAGGUCCCGUGGGCCUGGCACCAACCACUGGGCGCUGGGCAUAGACGAGUGUGCCAAGCGGGUCAUAGACAUGCUGCAUGCCGCCAAGGAAGACGCGGGCAUACCGCUCGACAUGCCUUUGGAUUCUUUGGGUCUGACGCUGUCAGGGUGCGAGCAGGAGAGCAGCAACGCUUUGCUAGCUGACAGCGUGAGGGAAAAGGACGGAAACUGCGCAAGAACUAUCUACGUUGCAUCCGAUACUGCUGGAUCUCUGUUCACGGGAGCUCCUAAUGGUGGCAUGGUGCUUAUUGCUGGUACAGGAUCAAACAGUUUGCUGCGGACUCCGGAUGGUCAGCAGUAUGGUUGUGGGGGGUGGGGUUACCUUUUUGGGGAUGAAGGUGGAGCCUACUGGAUAGCCUUUCGAGCUGUAAAGACGAUAUUCGACGACGUGGACGGACUGCGUCCCUCGCCUCACCCCACGGAGCGCGUGUGGAAGGCCAUCAAAGAACAUUUCAACGCGGAGACCAGAGCUGACUUACUACCUUAUGCGUCUAAGCUGUUUGACAAGUCACAAUUCGCAGGUCUUACAGCAAAACUCUCAAAACUAGCAGAAUCAGGUGACGCGCUUUCUCAACACUUGUUUGCGGACGCAGGCGCGGCGCUAGCGGCUCACUUAGCGGCUCUAAUCGAAAGAGCUCAGAAGGCUCAGAAGGAAGGCGGUUCUGUUGUGUUCCGGGAAGGGAUCAGGGUUGUGUGUGUCGGAUCCGUGUGGAACAGUUGGAAAGCCUUAAAACCUGGCGCCUUGAAGCAGUUGGCUGACAGACGGGUAAAAUUCGACCUCGAACUCGUCCGUCUGCGAGUAUCCAGCGCAAUGGGAGCCGCCUGGCUGGCCGCUAGGCACGUCGACUUCGACUUACCUAGAGACGAUACCGCCUUCUGUGAUGUCUUCUACACAUACCGAUCCGAUAUUACCGAUAAAGUUAACGGUACUCAUAACGAUAACGUUAUAACGGAAAACGGUUUCGGGGUAAAUGGUACUAGUGAAAACGGUAAUAUAGAAAACGGUAUAAAAGAAAAUGGUGUGAUCGGAUGCGGAUUUGCUAGUGGUCUUAUAGGUUACAUUAGUGCUAAGGAAAAGUUGGCUGCGGCAUCAGUGAUCAAUCUUUCUGGUAGACGAGAGCAGUACAACUUUAUAGCUGAUGUGGUGGCCGUAUCAGCACCAUCAGUGGUGUACAUAGAGAUCAAAGAUGGGCGCAGGAUGGAUCUAUUCACGGGGCAGCCCAUCACCCUGUCCAACGGCUCGGGGUUCAUAGUGAAGGAGGAUGGUCUGAUACUGACCAAUGCCCAUGUGGUGGUCAACAAGCCUAAUGCCAUUGUUAAUGUGAGGCUUAUGGAUGGGUCUAACCACACAGGCGUUGUGGAAGAUGUAGACUUGAAGUCAGACCUGGCCACGCUCCGGAUACCCAUGAAGAACCUUCCCACCAUGAAGCUUGGCUCCUCUGCUGACCUCCGGCCUGGCGAGUGGGUAGUGGCUAUGGGCAGUCCACUCGCACUCAGUAACACAGUGACGGCUGGAGUAGUCAGCUCCACGGAGAGAGACAGCAAAGAGUUGGGGCUCCGAGGCAAAGACAUGGUGUACAUACAGACGGACGCGCCUAUAACGUUCGGCAACAGCGGCGGCCCUCUGGUCAACCUGGACGGUGAAGCUAUCGGCAUAAACAGCAUGAAGGUCACCUCGGGGAUCUCCUUCGCUAUACCCAUCGACUAUGUGAAGGACUUCCUUGCUAAGAGUAAAACGAAACCCCCGCACGUGUCGCGUCGGUACCUCGGCAUCACCAUGCUGUCUCUCACUAACAACAUUCUGAUGGAACUACGCAUGCGGAACCCAGAGAUGCCGACAGAUAUAAAACAUGGUAUUCUGGUAUGGAAAGUGAUCGUCGGAUCUCCCGCGUACAUUGGCGGUCUUCAGCCAGGGGACAUAGUGACGCACAUCAACGGCACCCCCGUGAGCAGCGCCACGGACGUGUACGCCGCGCUGGAGCAGACGACCGGCAAGCUCACCGUGGACGUGGUGCGCGGGCGCACACGGACCAAGCUCACUGUCACGCCUGAGAUACACUGACGACGACCAUUUCUACAUUGUAUAAAACAAAGAUAAAGAUAAAGAAUAUACAGAAAAAUAGAUAAAGAAUAGAGAAAGUUGUUUCCCGCCGUCUGUACGCUUAAUUCUUUUAAACUACAAUCAUUUCAUCAAUAGAUACAGUGAUUCAAGAGAAAGGUUUAUAUGUAUAGUUUAAUAUUGCUUUGUGUUAGUUUAAUCUUUCUCAUAUAAACCUCAAAAGCAUACAUAGAAGCUUACUGCGGACCAAGCUCACUGUGACACCUGAGAUACACUUGACGAUUAUGGUUUACUGUAUAAAUGUAUUAUAUUUAUAAAAUAACAUAAAUGAAAUAAAAGAGUUUAUCUAAA
Maniola jurtina (meadow brown) is the source of this 2654-nucleotide messenger RNA. It is a transcript of the gene HtrA2, whose product is annotated as serine protease HTRA2, mitochondrial-like. The transcript is spliced from 16 exons. Gene Ontology annotation, molecular function: protein binding; serine-type endopeptidase activity. Gene Ontology annotation, biological process: proteolysis; programmed cell death; positive regulation of apoptotic process. The record is from RefSeq and is a predicted model, not a curated record. Lineage: Eukaryota; Metazoa; Arthropoda; Insecta; Lepidoptera; Nymphalidae. Bases 117 to 2306 code for a protein of 729 amino acids.